AAAAGUCAACGUGACAACGUCGCACAAACCCUAUCAUUGUAAUGUCAGCUGAUUGUGUUGUGAUGGUUGAUUCGCAUAAAGCAGCUCGUUCAUAAAAAUUGUAUGAUGGGGGCCGGCGUGAGCGCAGGGGAGAACAACGACGAUCUUAUUGAUAACCUGAUUGAAGCAAAUUACAUAAAAACAUCACUGGUUGAAAGAGUAUUUCGAGCAGUCGACAGAGGAGCUUAUUUCCUUCCAGAACCGCCAGCAGAUGCAUACAGGGACGUAGCGUGGAAAAAUGGAAAUUUCCACAUCUCAGCGCCAUGUAUUUACAGUGAGGUCAUGGAAGGACUGAAACUGAAACCCGGACAAAGUUUUUUGAAUCUUGGUUCUGGAACUGGAUACUUAAACACAAUCGCAGGACUCAUUCUAGGAAGCUACGGCAUAAAUCACGGGAUUGAAUUGCACGAAGAUGUCAUCCAGUAUGCAUACAUGCGUCUUGAGGAGUUCAAAAAACACUCAGGUGCUAUCGAUGAGUAUGACUUCUGCGAACCCAAAUUCAUGCAAGGGAAUUGCCUGUGUUUGGCCUCAGGUUUCCACUUGUAUGAUAGGGUGUACUGUGGGGCCGCUUGCCCAGAGAAGUAUCUCGGUUAUAUAAAGAACUUGAUAAAGGUUGGCGGAAUUUUGGUUGUGCCUAUCAAUGAGAGGUUGGUUGAGAUGAGAAGAGUUUCAGAAACUUUUUGGUCAACUCACUAUUUGUUGCCAGUUUCGUUUAUAAAUUUAGUCAAACCAGAACAAGGAAGUCAAGAGAUAGUGCCAGCGUUUGACAUUGAACCAUUGUCAUUGCAAGAAUUGUGCAAAACUACCAUCAGAAAUUUGUUGCGGAAAAUUAUUGAAACAGAGAAUCCAAAUGUAAAAUAUACCAAUAUGUUGAAGAAAAGGAAAACUGCUAAGAAGAAAAAGCCUAUCAAAAGAUUUUCAUUCAGAGACAGAAACGGCAGAAGAGAAACUCCCAGAGCUUCAGAAGAACUCCUCGACUUCUUCUUACUGACGGUUGCCCGUAAGAAGAAACGAAUAAAUCUUGCGGCAGCUCAAGAAAGAGCAAAUUCGUCAAGUUCAGCUAAUAACGACGACAGCGACGAUGUAUCUUCUGACAGUGACGAUUCGUCUCUGGAAGAUUCUAUGGAAACCAUGGAGGAAGCUUUGAACAUAUUGGAUAGAAGAACGCACGAGAAUUAUGCUUCAACCAGCUCAAACUCUCAAAAUAACGAUACAGAAGAAGCUACAAGCAGUAAACACGAUAUCAAAGAUGAUAGCAAGGUGAUAGUGCACAGAGAGAAUACAACAGAGACUGAAAACCAAGAUCAAACGGUAAGUUACAACAUAACGGUGGAACCAAUGGUCGUGGAAGAACAAGUACCAGAAGAAAAUAACGAGAAGUCAGAGAAGAAAGAGAAGAACAGUAGAGAUAAGUUCGACAGCGGAUUGGGAGACGAAGUUUUGAUUUCUGAAUUGCCUGUCGACAUGGUGGAGACCAUGUCGAGCAGCAGCGACGACGAUCAGGAAAAUAAGAGAUGUAAGAGAGGACUGAAAGACAAAGAGAAGAGGUCGAGUUCGAAGUGGCGCAAAAUCGACAGAAUAGACGCCCCGAAAAAAUGUGAUAGUGGAGAGAGCACUGACAAUGAGGACAAAAGUGAUAGUGAGAGUGAGUACGUCGAAGCCUUGCAUCGGAUGAAAAUGUACGUAAGUCCGUAUAGUGUACAUAUGAAAAGUAAAAUUCAACAACUGCCUCUGCCGUCUAACGUGAAGAAGUUUCUAAACUUUUACAGAGAUUUUUAAUCUUUCUGCAAGUAAUUGUACUAGAAGAUAGGAGAGUUGUCUUAGGGUUGUUCCCGUUGCGGUUAAUAACGUUAUAAAAAGUACCUAAAGGAAUUUUAUACAUUGAGGUGAUAUUGUGUAAAUUAUGUGUUAUGAUCUGAUUUCAUUGUAUUUUACAUAUAACUACAUUGUGCUUGUAUUUGGGUUUAUUAAAGGAUUUGGCUGAAAAAUUUA
Zophobas morio is the source of this 2031-nucleotide messenger RNA. RefSeq names its product protein-L-isoaspartate O-methyltransferase domain-containing protein 2-like. The record is from RefSeq and is a predicted model, not a curated record. Lineage: Eukaryota; Metazoa; Arthropoda; Insecta; Coleoptera; Tenebrionidae. The transcript has 4 exons. Gene Ontology annotation, biological process: protein modification process. Gene Ontology annotation, molecular function: protein-L-isoaspartate (D-aspartate) O-methyltransferase activity. Gene Ontology annotation, cellular component: cytoplasm. Bases 103 to 1818 code for a protein of 571 amino acids.